GAAAUUCCGGUGAUUGAAUCCAGAUCCAGUAAUCACACCGCCAAGAGGCGCACUGAUCGUUGGUCCGGAAAAGUAGCAGCCUUGCAAGCUCGUCGCGCGGCCAUCGCUUUCCGUCGCCCCUGCCGGUGGCCGCCAAACAGUUUACGCUGCCUGCCUGCCUCCACAACUUCCGACAGCCGCACAGAUCGCCUCCGCUCGUGUCUGAUUUCGGCGAACCCUAUUCCCAUUCCCCUUUUGUGUGCGUCGUUGAUGCAGAUAAGGUGCUUGCCCAGAAGCAAAUGCGUGCCUUGUGCGGGGAGCGCACAAUUGCAGCAAGCAACAGAUCAACCACUGACCGACAGAACUGUGCCAAUUUGCCAACUGAAGGUGGACUUUAAGCCCCUUGUGAGCUAGUGAAGUCUAGCAGCAAUAAACUCAAGGAAAACAUUCCACCAGGGUAAUAAUGGCGGAUGAAUCAUGGAGGAUACCUAUGUUAGUGCAAGAACUGGCAGCCAAGGUGCAGCAGCCACCAAGCAGAUAUGUGCAGCCGGAGCAGUAUCAUCCCGUCAGCCUACUGGUUGGUGCUGAGAAGCCGGAGCCCAUCCCUGUAAUUGACCUUAGCCGGCUUUUGGCUGCUGAUGGUGCGGAUGAUGAGGGAAGCAAGCUCCGGUUCGCCUUGCAGAGCUGGGGGCUCUUCCUGCUUGUAUAUUCAGGUCGAUAACCAUGAAAUUGAAACUUCUUUGAUGGAUGAUUUGAUCAACGCAUCAAGAGAGUUUUUCCAUCUGCCACUCGAAGAGAAACAGAAGUGCAGUAACUUGAUAGACGGCAAACAUUUCCAGGUGGAAGGAUAUGGAAAUGACCCAGUGGCAUCAAAGGAUCAAACCCUGGAUUGGUUGGACCGACUUCAUCUCAGGGUAGAGCCAGAAGAUGAGAGGAAUCUUGUCCAUUGGCCGGAACAUCCCAAUUCUUUUAGGGCUCUUUUACAUGAGUACACGUUGAGCUGCAAGAGAAUCAAAGAUUGUAUCCUUCGGGCAAUGGCCAAGUCUCUAGGACUUAAUGAAGAUUACAUUGUUUCCCAGUUUAGCAACAAGGCUCCCAGUUUCGCCAGAUUCAACUACUACCCACCCUGUCCAAGACCAGAUAUUGUCUUUGGCGUCAAGCCUCACUCUGACAGCGGUGUUCUUACCAUUCUUCUCAUGGACAAAGAUGUUGGUGGACUUCAAGUUCUUAGAGAUGGCGUGUGGCACAAUGUUCCAACAAAUCCUCACAGGUUGUUGAUUAACAUAGGAGACUACGUAGAGAUAAUGAGUAAUGGGAUCUUCAAGAGCCCAGUGCACAGGGCUGUCACAAACGCGGGGAAGGAGAGGAUCUCUUUGGCUAUGUUCCAUGGCCUGGAUCCCGAGAAAGAGAUUGAGCCGGCGACAGCUCUGUUACAUGAGAAGCAACCAGCACGGUACAGGAAAAUCAAAGCAAAGGAGUACCUUGCUGGGUUCUACGAACAUUUUUGUAGAGGAGCAAGAUUUAUAGACUCCGUGAAGAUCUAAGGGAGGUAGCUUAGUUUCUAACGGAGUAUCAAUGGUGAGUCAAGAAUGUCUUCUUUGUCGUGUGAUGUACGUAUAUAAUAUGGAUCACCAGAUGAAUGUGCUGAAGAUGAUUUAAAGAACCCACCGCUGGGAUUUUAUAUAAAUAUUUUUUCUUCGACA
Molecule: messenger RNA, 1682 nt
Organism: Panicum virgatum (switchgrass)
Lineage: Eukaryota; Viridiplantae; Streptophyta; Magnoliopsida; Poales; Poaceae
Product: protein SRG1-like
Exons: 5
Coding region: 618-1523 (301 amino acids)
Source: RefSeq, a predicted model, not a curated record